AUGUCUUCAGAUACAAAAGCUGGCUCUGUAGUAAGACAUCCUUACUUGCCUAAAAGUCUCAGCCUUCCACAUUAUGUUCCAAACGCUAAAGAUCUAACCGAAAUCCUAGGAUUUCUGGGAGUCACGUCCCUGCUCAUUGUUGUUGGGACUUGGAUAUACACCGGCCGGCGUAAGGAACCCUUCAACUUCAUAAGAAGGGUAGCUCUAUGCUGGUUUAUGUUGUGUGCUUUUAUACAUAUAGUUAUUGAAGGUUACUUUGCCGUAUAUCACGCCACACUUGCAGGUCACACGUCACUACUGGGAGAAAUGUGGAAGGAGUACGGGCGUUGUGAUAGUCGCUAUAUCAGCUCUGACACAUUCACAGUCUGCAUGGAACGUAUUACAGCAGUCAUUGAUGGACCCCUGGCGUUGAUGACAUUUUUUGCCUUCAUGAACGGAAGCAACUACCGCUAUGCCCUGCAGAUGAUUCUGUCCUUGUGCCAGCUCUAUGGAGAUGUUCUGUACUUCCUCACAGCAAUCAAAGAUGGCUUCAUUCACGGACCCACAGACAGCUACUUGUAUUUUGGCUUCUACUUUCUGUUUUUAAAUUCCUUGUGGAUUUUAAUCCCAAGUGUACUAAUCAUAGACUCAGCUCAUCACAUUGCAGCGUGUCAAACAGUGUCUGACUUCUACAUUGAUGAGUACAAUCGUCGGCAGGGCUCUCAUACUCAAAACAAUCACAAGAAGCUUCAUUAA
Candidula unifasciata is the source of this 735-nucleotide messenger RNA. The record is from the annotation of a GenBank genome assembly. NCBI's taxonomy places the organism in Eukaryota, Metazoa, Mollusca, Gastropoda, Stylommatophora, Geomitridae.